UCACGAGGUUGGAUUGCUCAGUCAUCCCCCUUAAUAUCAGAGGGGUGCAAGUGCAAAUAGGCCAUCGCUUGCAGCGGCAAUAGAAGCGUAUCAGCUCGUAUCCGAGUUGCAGUCCAGCGCUACUGCUGCAGUCGUCCUCAUGGGGCUCCGUUCUUUAAUAGUGUUUGCGUCCCUGGUGGUCGCUUGCUCGUCGCUGAUCAGAAUUCCAUUGAAGAAGUUCCCCUCCAUGCGUAGCAUCUACACUGAAUAUGGGACCAAUAUCCAAGACUUGAAUGAGUUGGGGGAAAUGCUGAAAUACAAAUUUGGGGGCCCAGAUGUGGGCACACCUACCCCAGAGGCUUUGAAGAACUACAUGGAUGCUCAAUAUUAUGGUGAGAUUGGCAUUGGGACACCACCACAGACGUUUACUGUGGUCUUUGACACUGGAUCUUCCAACCUCUGGGUGCCUUCUGUCAACUGUAAUUUGUUGGACAUUGCUUGCUUGCUGCAUCACAAAUACGAUUCUUCCAAAUCCACCUCAUAUGUGAAAAAUGGUACAGAUUUUGCCAUCCAUUAUGGUACUGGGAGCCUGUCGGGAUAUCUCAGCCAAGAUACCGUAAAGAUUGGUGACCUGCAUGUCCAGGAACAGUUGUUUGGUGAAGCUACCAAACAGCCUGGCAUCACAUUUAUUGCUGCAAAAUUUGAUGGCAUCCUCGGCAUGGCAUUCCCAAAGAUCUCAGUGAAAAAAGCAAAACCUUUCUUUGACAAUGUAAUAGAACAGCAACUAUUGGACAAGAACGUCUUUUCCUUUUACCUGAACAGGGAUCCAAAAGCAUCAACUGGAGGGGAAUUGCUUUUCGGAGGGGUGGACCCACAGUAUUAUGCUGGAGAUUUCAACUGGGUGAAUGUCACUCGCAAAGCUUACUGGCAGGUCCACAUGGAUAAGGUUGAUGUUGGCAAUGGCCUGACCAUUUGCAAAGAUGGCUGUGAAGCUAUUAUAGACACAGGGACCUCUCUCAUUACCGGGCCAACAGAUGAAAUUAAGCAGCUACAGAAGGCCAUUGGAGCUAAGCCAAUCAUUAAAGGACAGUACAUGCUUCCGUGUGAUAAACUAGACACCCUUCCCACUGUGAACCUUGUCCUAGGAGGGAACUCCUAUGCCCUCACUGCAGAUCAUUAUGCUUUAAAGAUUACUAUUCAAGGAGAAACACUUUGCUUGAGUGGAUUUGCAGGCUUGGAUGUCCCACCACCAGGUGGGCCUCUUUGGAUCCUGGGCGAUGUCUUCAUUGGCCCAUAUUACACAGCGUUUGAUCGAGAUAAUGACGCAGUUGGUUUUGCAAAAUGUAUUGGCAACGUGUAAAAGCAACUGAUGGCCACCUCCCACAAUUUCUCUCUACAAAUUCACUGGAGUUGUGUCUUGUUGGUAUUAGAAACAAAAUCAGGAAAGUUAAACAACAAAAAGACACUUUAAAAUUUAAAUAAGGAGGAGCAUAGAUCUUACAAUUUUAAACAGAAAAUAUACUAGUAACCUUUCAACAAACACUAGAAAUGUUCUAGUAAAAUCCUAUUUAAGGAGCUCUUUUAUUUGAACUUCUUGAAAUACUAUCUUUCUGAGCAUGACAAGUAUAAAUAUUUUAUUUAGACUAAUACCAUUUCUUAAUUAUUUUCCCCACCCUCCAAAUGCUUCUGGAUACACUUGCCUGUUAUCCCUGUUUUUAUUUAUAUAUACAUAAAAAAGAGAACAGACUUGAUCAUGGGGACGUACUAGAUAGUUGGGAUGUCACCACGAAAUUUGCAUUUAUCUAAUGACCCAGUUUGCACUAUUGAAGCUAAGAAAAUUUGUUGGCAGCAUUUCUCACAUCAUGGGGGUAUGGGAUACAGUAAAAGGAUCCAGAUCUGCAAGUUUUUUACAAACAAAGCAGAUCCACCAAUUUUGGGGUGGCUGGGCUCCAGCUAGUAGAGAAUGCUUGGGAAGUAAUAAUUGUGGGAAAGGGUACUUCCAUAGGAUAGGACUGGGUUCUCCAGCUUAUAUUUUAUAAAUGGCUGCAUUCUAUACUUUGGCAUGAACAACCCCAUUCAGGUAUUACAGUUCUGAAAUACCUUGUCACAGUAUCUUUCUCUUAGUUUCCCAAAAGGUUUGUACUGCCCAGCUGCUUUUGGAGGUAUAAGGAAAGUGGCCUUGAUAUGGCUUGUUCCACCUGUUCAAACCCAGAAAGUAUUUCAAGCAGGGAUUUUUGGGGAUCUUUUUGGGUCAAGGUGGAUUUGGAGAUGCAUCUACAUGGCUGUAUUCUUCCUUAAUAAAGCCUCUAUUUUCCCACUUUUAAAUCAAGUCACCACUACCCUAACAUUCCUUCUCAGUCCUGCAGUCUGAGUUGAAAAAUCUUGUAAAUAACUCUAGAAAACACAGGUGGGGAACUUCUGGCCCAUGGGCCAAGUUUGACCCACCAGGCCAUUCUCCCUAAACUACAUUCACCUGCCCCAGACCUGAAGUCAGAUGUUGGGCAGGUAGAGAUGUGGCUGGAUUGGCCAGAGACAGCCCCUGCAGAAAGCAGGGUUAAACAUCCCACACAUCUGCUGAUGGACAGGGAGUUGAAUCCUGCUUGGUCAGUUGGCCCAUGGGCCAGUUUUGACCCUGACAGGACCACCAACUUGUCAAGGUUAGCCUGCAGGGUAUGGGGAGGCUCACCAGGCCCAAAAGGUUCACUACCCCUGCUAUAAAGCUUUCCCUGCUCAGAAGACUUGUUGAGGAACCCAAAUUGUGUGAACUCCACACAGGCAAAUUCUGGUUACCUAGACUUCUACAGAAAGUGUUUCAUAAAAAGAACUGUCUCUUUAUUGUGGUUUAAUUUUGCCUUGGCAAGCAAAAUGCAUGAAGCAGCUAUUCAGGACAGGGAAGGAUGGGAGGAUAGGUAGAAAUUAGUGGUGGGAAAUUAAAUAAACUAGAAUGUUUUUCUUAGCUUGGUGAAUGAGAAGACUUACAGUACCCUUUUAGGUUAAUCUGAAAUGUUCCAUGAUAUUUUGGACCCGGUUCCAAGGUUUUGAGGCAGCAUGCACAACAGAACAAAACUUGGUAGUAAACAAAUAGUUGUUUUGAUGUAAAGCCAACAGAAUUCACUGUAGAUGCUUUAUUUUAAACUAGAGGUAAAUAUGGUUCAUGAAGAGCAAUGCAAUAGAAAAGCUUGCGAACACGGGAGUAGAAGAUGGCAGGAAUUUAAAUAUAUAUUUGUGAAUAUGUUGUAUAUCCUAGACUUUUCUCCUCUGCUGGGUUGAAUACUUUGGAAUAUUGAAAAGCCAUAGGAUAUUUAGAGAAGGCUACAAAGAAAGUAGCAACUGUCUGGGAUUGCUAACAAGGCUUGGCCAUUCAAAAACCACGGUGUGUUCUUAAACUCGUGAAAGAUACAGAUAUAUCUUGGAGACAUCAGUAACACUAUAGCAUCUGUCCCCAGCCUGGUCUUACCCAUUUACCAGCUGGGGCUGAUGAGAGAUGUAGUCCAAAACAUCUGGAAGGCACCAGGUUGGAUAAGGAAGCAAUCACAUGUUCUGAAUUAUGGUGGGUUUUAAUGAAAUAUGCUUCUCUAAACUCAGUGGUUAGUUCCUGGUAAUGGUCUUCAACCCUGAAUUAGUAAUUUAAAGUCAUUGAAUAAUUUUUCACUGCAAAAUAUCAAAUGCAAAUUACUCAAGGAACCUUCAUUUCAAACUUAAGCUCUUUUACAAAGAGAAGCUGUAUGGGAAGCGUCUUAAAAUUUCUUCAGGUGGCCAUUUAUACCAGGAUAGGCUAGAACAGUCUUUUGUCUUGGAGAGAUUUUACUGACACAAAUGCCAACUAACUUAUCUCUCACUCAUUAGCAUUGGAUGGAUUGAUUGGCUGGUAAUGGUAUUUGAUCAGUCUCUUAGGCUGCUGUUAUCAGUUGCCUCUUAACACACACCCCUUUAAAUGGCAUGUGGCAUAGUCUGUAGGAAGAUAGUGCCCACUACAAAUCUUUGGAAGGUGACUUUUGAGGGAUCUGUUUGGAAUGCAAAUGGAGCUGCUUGCCACUAUCCCUUCGUUUUGCUUGCUUUUUAUAAAUACGUGAAAUGCUGUUGUGACUCUCCUGUUGGGAAAAUGCAAUCUGCUGUCAUAGCUGAUCUCUCUCAAUUUGCCAUAGAAAAACUUAAAUGAAAAAUAAACGAUCUUGUUUCCUCUA
Rhineura floridana is the source of this 4163-nucleotide messenger RNA. RefSeq names its product cathepsin D (gene CTSD). The transcript is spliced from 9 exons. Lineage: Eukaryota; Metazoa; Chordata; Lepidosauria; Squamata; Rhineuridae. The record is from RefSeq and is a predicted model, not a curated record. Gene Ontology annotation, biological process: proteolysis. Gene Ontology annotation, molecular function: aspartic-type endopeptidase activity. The coding region runs from base 140 to 1339 and encodes 399 amino acids.